AUGAGUGUUUGUCUCUCCUUUCGCAAAGGUUUUCCACCUCGACCUGUGGAAGUGGAUGGCUCAGCAUUGGUCAAGUUCGUCUUCGAGGCUAACGACACGGUGGUGGUGGACACUGGCACGGGUGCUGCUGCUCCAGUGCAAGCUGCUAGCGCGGCCUCUAGUACUGCGAAGAAGUCCGCAGGGAGACCGAAGCGAGCUGCUGCAAAGAAGCCAGCGGUUGAAGCCCCGAAAAGUAGUGUGCACACUCUGAACCCUCCCACCAGCUCUAAAAAGAGGGCCCAACCGAAGCGAAAAGUUACAGCCAGUGGGCAUCAGCUUGGGAGCUCACUGGAAAACGACCCGUCGGAAGCUGCAGGAGUUGAAGGUGAUGGUGAAGAUGAACCACAACGCAAAUAUCGCCGAAGUAAAGCGAUUAAUCUCAAUUCGAAGGAAGAUGUGGAGAUCAGUCUGGUGAACGCUGUGAGCGGCCAAUCCCACGGCCGUGCCGCCAAGUUUUUCCGUGCGGCAACGAAGAAUGCCGUGGAGCAUCAGUAUGAGACAACACUGGCCACUUCCAGACUGAAUGCAGCAUUGGCGCAUAAAUUUGAGAUCGAAGAGCUGUCGACUGCCCGGCGUGCUGAUGGAAGCGCCGCUAAACUUCGUGUGCGCUUCAAGGAAACACCGCGCAAGUGGAAGGAGGAGACAGUGGAUCUACUGAAGACGGACGAGCUGCAAGCCAUUUUGAAGUAUGUGCUGAUAUCGGGCGGCGAGACUGGACGUGAAAUGCUCAAGCCAUUCAACAUGGCGCAAGUGUCAACUAGAGUGUUUUGGAGUAUUGCGCACCUGUACGAUGGCGAUGUGGCUGCUGGACUAGCAGACCUUGUACCUGAUAAAGAUUGGUCGUUCUUGGACACUCGUACGCGAGUCAUGUCGGAGAAGGCUAUGGAGGCUAAGGCAAGAGGCAAACACUUUCAGCUGCGGGCAAAUGAAGAGCAGUAUAAGCGGUGGAAGCAGGAAAAGCAGGGGGAUACUCAAAGCAGUCGUGCGUCUUCUUCGAAAUCAGAGAGUAAGAAGGAAGCUAAGCCAGCAAGACGCCCUGCAGCUAAGGAGACGAAGCCUGAAGUAAUUGUAGUGGACUCAGAUUAUGAAGAAGAGACAAAGCAAGAGCCCGCGGAGCCAAAACCAAAGCCAGUAUCUCACACACCUGCUCUUUCAGCGAAAGAGGCGACUCCAAACAUGCUGCGUAGCGCAGCGGCACACGCUGCGUUGGCCCGAUUCGACCGAACUGCGCAUACAAGUGCUGUUGUAUCGGCUUUUCUUCCAGCUAACCGGCCCGCAAUAAAGAAAGUAACGACAGUCGACGACGAGGACACCGAGUCCGAUGAAGAGGUUGAGGAAGCCACUACUGUGUACUGCGAUGUCUGCAAGAAAGCGCGUAUUUUAUCAGCAGAGGAAGCAAGUAACGCUGAACUGGAAAAUGACCCGUGGACCUGUGCCAGCUUGGCAAAGGCUGGUCGCAGCGGUGGGUGCGACGCUGUCGAUGAUGAAGUGGCCCAGAUUACGGGUGCUCCCAUUGCUGAAUGGUUGAAAAAGGCUUCAAUUACUACUCGCCUAGAGCUGGCCGACGCUUCCAUUGGCGCAACACUGCAUUCUCUUGUGAAUCCAUUGGACCCAUCAGCACAGACGCUGCAGGAAAAACUUGAAAAGUUGAUCGAUGAGGCGCGUCUUGAUGAGGUGAACGACUGGAUGACAGAACUUGUUGGUGCGACCGAAGUUCUACAGCAACUGGAGGUACAGAAGCUUGGCACGCUGGCCGAUUUGAUCGCCACACCGACCGACUUGAUCGUCGAAGCUGUUGGCACUGCUGCUGAUGUGUCUCUCCAAGUGGUCAGCUCGUGGCAGACUCGUGCCAAAGCUCUGGUGGACGAGCACCCGUGGUUGGCAGAAUGGCGAACGCUUUAG
Messenger RNA from Phytophthora infestans T30-4, 1941 nucleotides. RefSeq lists its product as uncharacterized. The transcript is spliced from 5 exons. Gene Ontology annotation, molecular function: zinc ion binding. The coding region runs from base 1 to 1941 and encodes 646 amino acids. NCBI's taxonomy places the organism in Eukaryota, Oomycota, Peronosporomycetes, Peronosporales, Peronosporaceae. The record is from RefSeq and is a predicted model, not a curated record.